AUGGGAAACAACUGCGUGGGACCUGCCACCGGCGGCGGAAACACCUUCCUCCAAUCCAUGUCGGCGGCGGUCUGGAGGACGCGGCCGCCGGAGGCCAGGCUCCCGGCUCCAGACGGCUCAUCCACAGCAGCAGCCACUAGCAACAGGGAGACUCCGUCACAGUCUCCGGCGCCAUCAAUUCCCGCUCCGAGAACCACCACCGCGGCCGUAGGAGGCAGCAAAGUCCCCGAGCAAAUUGCUGUUCAGAGCACGCCUCCUGUAACGGUUAAAAUAACUGCCUCGGAAACAAAACCGGCCCAACAGGCCCAAAAACCGGCUCAACCCAAACCUACUCAUGUGAAGAGAGGUUCAACCAUUGGGCUUCAAGUGGAUUCUGUGUUGGGUACGACAACCGGGAACUUGAAGGACCGGUUUAGCUUGGGUAGGAAGCUAGGGCAAGGUCAAUUUGGGACAACUUUCCUUUGCUUGGAAAAGGGUACAAACAAAGAAUUUGCAUGCAAAACAAUUUCCAAGAGGAAAUUGACAACAGAGGAGGAUAUUGAAGAUGUUAGGAGGGAGAUUAGAAUCAUGCACCACUUGGCUGGUCAUCCAAAUGUGAUUUCCAUUGUUGGUGCUUAUGAAGAUGCCGUUGCUGUUCAUCUUGUUAUGGAGCUUUGUGCUGGUGGAGAGCUUUUUGAUAGGAUCAUACAGAGAGGGCAUUAUACUGAGAGAAAAGCUGCUAAACUUGCUAGGGUCAUUGUUGGUGUUGUUCAGGCUUGUCAUUCUUUGGGUGUCAUGCAUAGAGACUUGAAGCCGGAGAAUUUCUUGUUUGUUGACCAUGAGGAGGAAUCAUUGCUUAAGGCUAUUGAUUUUGGGCUCUCAAUGUUCUUUAAACCAGGUGAAAUGUUUACUGAUGUGGUUGGAAGUCCAUAUUAUGUGGCCCCUGAAGUUUUGCGGAAGCACUAUGGGCCAGAAUGUGAUGUAUGGAGUGCUGGGGUGAUCAUAUAUAUUUUACUUAGUGGGGUUCCCCCAUUUUGGGAUGAAACGGAACAAGGAAUUUUUGAGCAAGUUUUGAGAGGAGAGCUUGACUUUGUUUCUGAACCAUGGCCUAGCAUAUCUGCAGGUGCAAAGGAUCUUGUUCGAAGAAUGCUCAUAAGGGACCCUAAGAAGAGGUUAACAGCACAUGAAGUUCUUUGCCACCCCUGGGUUCAGGAAGGAGGUCUUGCUCCUGAUAAACCGUUGGAUUCUGCUGUUUUAUCUCGUCUCAAGCAAUUCUCUGCGAUGAACAAGUUAAAAAAGAUUGCCAUUCGAGUAAUUGCUGAAAGUCUCUCUGAGGACGAAAUUGCAGGACUGAAAGAAAUGUUCUCGAUGAUAGACACAGAUAAUAGUGGACAGAUCACUCUUGAGGAACUGAAAAAGGGUUUGGAGAGAGUGGGGGCUAAUCUUAAAGAAUCCGAGCUUCUAUGGUUAAUGGAAGCAGCAGACGUUGAUAACAGUGGUACCAUAGAUUAUGGUGAAUUUAUAGCAGCAAUGCUUCAUCUAAACAAAAUCCAGAAGGAGGAUCAUCUAUAUGCUGCCUUCACUUAUUUUGACCAAGAUGGUAGUGGAUACAUUACAAAGGAAGAGCUUCAACAAGCUUGUGAAAAGUAUGGAAUUCUAGAUGGUAACAUAGAUGAUAUAAUACGCGAAGUUGACAAGGAUAAUGAUGGACGCAUUGAUUACAGUGAGUUUACUGCAAUGAUGCAAGAAACUGACUUUGGCAAAAUUGGUCUACCUAAAGCAUGAGUAAAAAUUGUGGCUGGCUUCAAAUCAUUAAUGAACUCUUUCAUGGUCAUGCCAAAAUGAGGGAUAGAUGUUGAUAGAUAAAGUAUCAGAUAGAUAUAUAUAGCUAGCAUCAUCUUCAGAUCUCUUCCAUGUGCCAGAUUAUGUAAGUGCUUGCCCUUACACAAUGCUAGCUUUAGCUUCAAGGAGAGGAAGCAUGAACCACAUUGCUUAUAACCAGUCCUUUAUGUAUUUACAAAUCAUUUUCUUAGUUGAACAUAAUCAAGUAUGCAGCAGUAGUAGAUUAUCACAGUUUUCUUUACACCCUUUAAAAUCUAUUACCCUUUUUUUCUUGGGGGUAAAAUAGAUGUGGUAGAAUGAGAUCUCAUCAUCACUUUCAAACCAACCAUUUGCUCAUGCUGAAUAUCAUGUUGUAUCAACACAUGUAUUGAUGUAUAGACUAUAGAGCUAAGUAAUUUGUGUACCUUUUUUCUUUUUUCUUCUUUCCGUUA
Molecule: messenger RNA, 2252 nt
Organism: Arachis stenosperma
Lineage: Eukaryota; Viridiplantae; Streptophyta; Magnoliopsida; Fabales; Fabaceae
Product: calcium-dependent protein kinase 20-like
Exons: 8
Coding region: 1-1764 (587 amino acids)
Biological process (GO): intracellular signal transduction; peptidyl-serine phosphorylation; protein autophosphorylation
Cellular component (GO): cytoplasm; nucleus
Molecular function (GO): ATP binding; calcium/calmodulin-dependent protein kinase activity; calmodulin binding
Source: RefSeq, a predicted model, not a curated record